AUGGGCCUCAUGAACGCGUUCGCAGCGGUUGCAAACAUCGCUCUGGUUGCGUCGAGUCUUCUUCCUCUCUCGGCAGCAAGUGAUUGCAGCAAUACGACACGGGCUACUCCAAGCGUUGCCAUUCCCCAAGGAACCAUUGAGGGAUUUCGCGAUGCAAGCUGCAACUCGGUUUUCUUGGGGGUUCCCUUUGCCGCCACGACUGGCUAUGAGAACCGAUGGCGAGCGCCGCAAGACGUUCCAAGGUCGAACACAACGUUCAACGCGACUUCCUAUGGCCCGACUUGUCCUCAAGCGAUCUCUGGCGACCUUUUCAGCACCCAGGACGAGGAUUGUCUGAACCUCAACAUCUGGGCACCUUCGACCGGAAAAGAUCUGCCCGUGUUUGUUUACAUGUACGGUGGCGCUAUGGUCACCGGGUCCAGCAGCAACCCCCAACUCCAAGGCUCCAACUUUGCUCGCAAAGGGGUUGUCUACGUCAACUUCAACACUCGCGAGAGCAUCUUUGCCUCUCCGCACUCAGCAGAGUUAAAAGAAGCUCACCCUGAAGAGUCGCAAAACUUCAGCAUACUGGAUGUUGAGAAGGCGCUAGACUGGGUUCGCGUCAACAUCCGCGCAUUCGGAGGCAAUCCGGACCAUGUUGUGUUCGGUGGUCACUCAUCUGGAGCUGUACAGGUGGACCACUACCUUUGGAACCAUCCCGACUCCUGGCUCAAGGGUGCGGUUCAAAUGAGUGCAAACGCUCUGUCAGGUCCCGCCUUUGCGCCUGUUAACGAAGCCCUCGACGCCGUUGCCUCCGAAGUCGGAUGUCCGAAAGCCAGCAAUGGCCAGUUGGAUUGUCUCCGAGCCGUUGACAUUUAUGCACUGCAAACAGCCAACUUCAACUCUACCUUCAACACUUGGUUCACUCCCAUCAUUGACAACAUUACACGUCACUCAGACUACGUUGCACGUCUUGCAGCCGGACAGUAUGCAUCACACGUGCCUCUACUGACUGGCACUUCGGAUGGGGAAGGCACUAUCUUCAGUCUCGUGUACGGUGCUGAGAACAGUAACUUCAGCUCUUGGAUUAACACCUUCGACGCAGAUAGUGCACACAUUGAAGAUGAUGUCCUCCUGGAGGCGUACAAUGCGUCCGACUACGAAUCUGACUCCCUCCGAAGCGGUGAACAGUAUGGAGACGCGCGAUUCAACUGUGCUGUGGACUACCUACUCGACUUGCGUAGUGCCAUUCAGGAUACUUGGGUGUACCGCUUCUUCGGGAAAUACGACAACGUCGUAGGAGUUCCCGGCACAGCACCCACUCAUGGAACCGAGGUCCCGUUCUUCCACGGCGGUAACGAAUGCUUUGAAUCGCUAACCAACGUUACCGACGCACAACAGGCUUUGGCUACUUCCAUCCAUGACUGGUUCGUUAAUUGGAUCAAGAACCCGGCUGCCGGGCCUGGAUGGGCACAAUCGGCGCCAAAGUCCGGCGCCUUGGUCAAGUUGGGGGUGCCUGGCGAUGAGCUGUCUGCCAUUCUGGGAUCGACCGAGGAGUACAAUUCUCGCUGUCAGUCGGUUUAUGAACCUGCAUUCCCAAAGUACCCUGUCGUUCAAUCUGUGGCAGGCAUGCUGCAAAAACUGUCGUAA
Colletotrichum spaethianum is the source of this 1629-nucleotide messenger RNA. RefSeq names its product para-nitrobenzyl esterase. The coding region runs from base 1 to 1629 and encodes 542 amino acids. The record is from RefSeq and is a predicted model, not a curated record. The transcript has 2 exons. NCBI's taxonomy places the organism in Eukaryota, Fungi, Ascomycota, Sordariomycetes, Glomerellales, Glomerellaceae.